AUGAACGUAAUUCCUUGCUGUACGUGGGUUAAAAGAGGAGUUUCGGCCGCUGUUCCCGACAAAGUGCAAUUGACAGCUGAGGAGCUAGCAGGGAUUAUAAAAAAGACUGAAUCAGAUCUUGCUGAAUUUGAAGCUAAUUCUGAUGAUGAUUCUGAUAAAGAAGAAGCUGGAUGUAUUUACAACGAAAGAGAAGGUUCUUUCUAUUGUCACCACGAUAUUUUCUUACCGUCGUUCCCACUGUGUUUUGAAUGGCUCAGUUUUGAUCCUUCUGAUGCUAAACCAGGAAAUUUUGUUGCAAUUGGUAACAUGACGUCCGUUAUUGAAGUAUGGGAUUUAGACAUCGUCGAUUGUUUAGAGCCGAUUUUUAAACUCGGUUGUAAGCCAAGUAAAAAACACAAUAGAAAACGUGUAGGUCACAAAGAUGCUGUUCUUGAUUUAGCAUGGAAUGUUCAAUUACCGCAUAUAUUGGCAAGUGGAUCUGUUGAUAAAACGGUUCUACUAUGGGACAUUGAAAAAGGAGUCCCAGAUACGAAAUUAGAUCAAUUUACCGAAAAAGUUGGAGCACUUCAGUGGCAUCCGAAGAAAUCUUACAUGUUACUGGCUGGAUCUGAAGACAAAACCGCUAAAUUAUUUGACUGUCGAACGAGCGAUACAUUCAAAACGUGGGAAGCUACUGGAGAAGUUGAACGUGUUUUGUGGAAUCAUUUUGACCCCAAUUAUUUCUUUUUAAGUACCAAAAAUGGAAUCAUUGAAUGCAUUGAUAUACGGCAAGGACAGCAUUUAUGGGAAGUAAAAGGUCAUGAAAAAGAAAUAACAGGUCUGUCGCUUAGUUCUUCAUGUCCAGGAUUUUUAGUAACAUCAUCUGAAGAUGGAGUAAUUAAAGUAUGGGACGCAUUGAGCCCACAAUUAUUGGAACCUGUUUGGGAAACAGAAACAAAUUUGGGAGCUAUUCAGUGUCUUCAUUUAUCUCCAAACAGUCCGUUUACUAUCGCUGUCGGUGGUGAUCAUAAAUCUCAUAAUUUCAAAGUAUGGGAUCUCACGGAAAAUUCGCAAGUCAAUGAACGAUUUCGGUCACGAAGAUUGGUUGAGCCAAUCCAGAAUGAAGAAUCUGAUGCCGGAAAUCCUGAAGAUACUGAAGAGAUGGAAACUGAUGAAUGA
Cotesia congregata is the source of this 1158-nucleotide messenger RNA. NCBI's taxonomy places the organism in Eukaryota, Metazoa, Arthropoda, Insecta, Hymenoptera, Braconidae. The record is from the annotation of a GenBank genome assembly.